GUAUCAAAUCAUACAAUCUGCCGGAGUAUCGAAGUAUACUGCAAGCGGGAGAAGCGGAAGAGAACGGAAAGAAGCUGGCAAAGCCUUUCUGUUCUAUCUUUUUUUCGUCUCUCCUCUCUAUCUCUCGCCACCAAAAGACAAGAGAACAGCAGCUAACAAAAUUCAUUUCUGAAAGACAGACAGACAAAGGGAGACGGAGCGAGAGGGGAGGUAAGACACUACAAUAUGUCAGGCCGGAAGGAAACAGUUCUAGAUUUGGCGAAGUUUGUUGACAAGGGCGUCCAAGUUAAGCUUACUGGAGGAAGACAAGUGACAGGGACGCUGAAAGGAUAUGAUCAGUUACUUAACCUAGUGCUCGAUGAAGCACUAGAGUUUCUAAGAGAUCCGGAUGAUCCACUGAAGACUACUGACCAGACCAGGCGCCUUGGUCUAAUAGUAUGUCGGGGGACUGCUGUGAUGCUUGUAUCACCAACGGAUGGGACGGAUGAGAUUGCCAACCCUUUUGUCCAGCCAGAUGGGGCUUAGUCAUAUCCUUUUAAUUACCCGCUCGUGUAGACUAGUUGGUAUCUGUUCUCUUUUCUCUUCUCUAUCUUCACCAUUUUAGGAAUGGUAUUUUAUUUUGAUUUUGGAGGGGGCAAUUGAGAUUCCGUUGAUUGUAAUGAUGUUGGUUACAUCAUCUUUGCAAAAUCUGUAAUAGCAAAUUUGGAAUUGGUUCGACUCUGUAAUGGAACACAAUCUCUAAACUGUGCAAUCUUUUUUGAAUGGUUUCAGUGUGCCAUUUAAGUGAA
Messenger RNA from Magnolia sinica, 788 nucleotides. RefSeq names its product sm-like protein LSM7. Gene Ontology annotation, molecular function: RNA binding. Gene Ontology annotation, cellular component: U6 snRNP; spliceosomal tri-snRNP complex; catalytic step 2 spliceosome. Bases 226 to 525 code for a protein of 99 amino acids. The transcript is spliced from 6 exons. NCBI's taxonomy places the organism in Eukaryota, Viridiplantae, Streptophyta, Magnoliopsida, Magnoliales, Magnoliaceae. Gene Ontology annotation, biological process: nuclear-transcribed mRNA catabolic process; mRNA splicing, via spliceosome. The record is from RefSeq and is a predicted model, not a curated record.